UUUUAGCUGGCUAGCUUAUAAGGGAGAGAAGCUCCCUGCUUCUAGUUUGCUCCCUCUCUCUUCAUCCUUCAGUCUCUCUCUCCCACUCUCUCACUCGCUUUCUCAUUCUUCUAGUCUUGAAUUCUCUCACUGUGUGUGUGUCUCUCUCUCCCUCUCCCAUUCUUUUUUUUCUUCUCUCUCUCCCUCUCACGCUCUCUCUCUUCUUCCUCUCUGUCUUAAGCAGAAGAUUUUCCUGGGUUUCUUCAGAGUCGCUGCUUUUUUUUUUCUGGUCUUUCCACAUGUGCAUGUGAUUGAAGGGGGAGGGGAACAGCUAGGACUGUCUGUAAUUUCGGGAGCACGGGGACACCCCAGGGAGGGGAUGAAGCAGGGUCCGAGAUGAGUGUACCACUGCUUAAGAUUGGAGCUGUCCUCAGUACCAUGGCCAUGGUGACGAAUUGGAUGUCACAGACCCUGCCUUCGUUGGUGGGACUUAAUGGCACUACGAUCUCCAGAGCUGGGACCAGCGAAAAAAUUACACUUUUUCCAAGUCCUGAGGAUGGCUGGCAGAUCUAUAGUUCGGCACAAGCCCCUGAUGGCAAGUGUAUAUGUACAGUGGUGGCCCCUGCACGAAGCACAUGUACUCGUGACCCCAGGAGCAAGCAGCUGCGGCAACUCAUGGAAAAGGUCCAGAACAUUUCACAAUCUAUGGAAGUCCUAGACCUGAGAACUUACAGGGACCUGCAAUAUGUACGGAAUACAGAAUCUCUCAUGAAGGUGCUAGAUGCAAAAUUAAAGCAAGCAACAGCUAGCCAGAAGAAUCUUAAUACAAAAACUUUUCAGGACCUGAAAGAGAAGAUGGAUGAGUUGUUACCACUUAUUCCAGUCCUGGACCAGUACAAAUCAGAUGUAGGCAUGAUAAUUCAAUUGAAGGAGGAAGUGCGGAACCUCUCUGGAGUAUUGCUGGCAAUUCAGGAGGAGAUGGGAGCCUACGAUUAUGAAGAACUUCAGCACAGGGUUCUUGUCCUGGAACAAAAGCUUCAUUCCUGCAUGCAAAAACUUGGUUGUGGACAGCUAACAGGAGUUAGUAACCCUAUCACUGUACGGGCAUCUGGCUCCCGAUUUGGAUCCUGGAUGACUGAUACCUUGGCUCCAAGUACAGACAACAGAGUUUGGUACAUGGAUGGCUACUGCAAAGUCAAGCGAGUAUUAGAAUAUCGCUCUCUGAAUGACUUCAUCAAGGGGCAGAAUUUCGUUCAACACUUCCUUCCCCACCCCUGGGCAGGAACAGGUCAUGUUGUAUAUAAUGGUUCCCUCUAUUACAACAAAUAUCAGAGCAACAUCAUUGUUAAAUAUCACUUUCGCUCUCGCAGUGUUCUCGUACAGCGGAAUCUCAAUAAUGCUGGAUACAACAACACCUUUCCCUAUUCCUGGGGUGGCUUCUCUGAUAUUGACUUCAUGGUUGAUGAAAAUGGCCUCUGGGCAGUGUACACUACCAAUCAGAAUGCUGGAAACAUAGUGAUCAGCAAGAUAGACCCACAGACUUUAGAAAUCAUACAGAGUUGGGACACAGGCUACCCAAAGAGGAGUGCUGGGGAGUCCUUCAUGAUUUGCGGUACACUAUAUGUGACAAACUCGCACCUGGCUGGAGCCAAGAUCUAUUUUGCCUAUAACACGAACACAUCCACCUAUGAGUACACUGACAUCCCAUUCCAUAAUCAGUAUUCACAUAUAUCAAUGCUGGACUACAACCCGCGAGAACGGGUUCUCUACACCUGGAACAACGGACAUCAAGUACUCUAUAAUGUCACUCUUUUUCAUGUUAUAAAGACUUCUGGAGAAUUGUAAAUAUGUUUAAAGAACAUUUCUCUUUUUUACAUUUCAAUAUUAUCAUUAUUUAUAUAAGAAACAAAAAGAGACUAUUUCUGUGGUGAGUGCGCAUGGUUCAUUUUUGUGGCAAUAAAAAGUAACUUUCA
Messenger RNA from Protopterus annectens (West African lungfish), 1952 nucleotides. RefSeq names its product olfactomedin 2 (gene OLFM2). The coding region runs from base 376 to 1824 and encodes 482 amino acids. The transcript is spliced from 6 exons. Lineage: Eukaryota; Metazoa; Chordata; Ceratodontiformes; Protopteridae. Gene Ontology annotation, biological process: signal transduction. The record is from RefSeq and is a predicted model, not a curated record.